AUUACUCUUCGCCCCUACCCUGAACCAAUUUCACCGAGCCCUUUCACUUGAGUCUGAGCACCCUUCUUUCCAUUGUUUGCGUUCACUUCUUUUGAUCUUCUUUAAAUUUCCUUGUCAAAAGCAAAAAGAAAAAAAAAAUGGCCUGGGCUCUGGUAGGUGGAGCUUUUCUCUCUGCUUCCCUCCAAGUUAUUUUCGACAGGUUGGCUUCUCGUCAGUUCUUGGACUUCAUUAGAGGAACGACAUUCGAAGAUGGUCUUCUUAAGAAACUGAAGCCAACGCUCAUGUCAGUUAAUGUAGUGCUGGGUGAUGCUGAAAAUAAGCAGAUUACCAACCCAUAUGUCAGGAGCUGGAUCGAUGAGCUCAAAGAUGUUGUUUAUGAUGCGGAGGACCUCCUCGAUAAGAUCGAUGGAAGUCACUUUUCUUCUUCUCCCAGUCCCAAUCCUUUUGAAGAGGGGAUAGAGUCAAAGCUGAACGAUAUCAUUGGGAGACUGGAAUAUCUAGUCAAUCAAAAAGAUAUCCACGGUUUGAAAGAAAGUUGCGGAGGAGAAAAGGCAUUCCAAAGAUCACCUGCAACUUCUUUGGUGGAUGAGUCUGGUGUUUAUGGCAGAGAUGAUGAAAAAGAAAAAAUAAUAAAGUUGUUGAUCCCAGAAAAUCCAACUAAAAAUCGGAUAGAUGUGAUUCCAAUUGUGGGUAUGGGCGGGGUUGGUAAAACCACCCUGGCACAAUUGAUCUACAAUGACAAGAGAGUGAAGAAAUCGUUUGAUCUCCAAGCUUGGGUGUGUGUUUCAGACGAAUUUGAUGCUGUCAGGGUAACCAAAACUAUUCUUGAAGAAAUCACUUGUAGCUGUGAUGGUAGUCAGAACUUAAAUCAGCUUCAACUGAAACUAAAGGAGAAGCUGUUGGGAAAGAAGUUUCUAUUUGUAUUGGACGAUGUUUGGAACGAGAAAUAUGAAGACUGGGAAGAGCUGAGAAGACCUUUCACUUCUGGGGCAAAAACCAGCAAAAUUAUCGUAACAACACGUAGUGAAAGUGUUGCAGACAUUGUGAGGAAUGUUCAAACUAAUCCUCUUGAUAAAUUAUCUGAUGAUUAUUGUUGGAAGUUACUUGCAAAACAUGCAUUUGUUGAUGGAAGCCCAAGCAUGCAUCCAGAUCUGGAGGUAAUCGGUGAAGCCAUUGCCAAAAGAUGCAAAGGCCUCCCUUUAGCAGCAAAAGCACUUGGAGGUCUUCUGCGUUAUAAAGAAGCUGAUGAAUGGAAGGAAAUAUUACAUAGUGAUUUGUGGGACAAACUAGAAGAGGAAGGUACUACUAUUCCUUCAUCUUUAAAAUUAAGUUAUUAUUAUCUUCCUUCACAGUUGAAGCGCUGCUUUGCAUAUUGUUCUAUUUUUCCUAAAGAUUAUGAAUUCAAAAAGGAAGAACUCAUUCUACUAUGGAUGGCUGAAGGUCUUUUGCAAAUUUCCAAAAAAUAUGGCAACGCAGAAGGUAACAAAUACUUCAAAGAUUUAGCAAUCAGGUCAUUUUUCCAACAAUCAAAGGAAAAAUCUUGCUUUGUCAUGCAUGACCUAAUUAGUGACUUAGCUAAAUCUAUAUCUGGAGAAUUUUUUUGCAGAUUGGUAGGUAGUGGUGGUGGUUCUUGUGAAAUAACUGAAAAGACUCGUCAUUUUUCCUAUAUCCCAGAAAGAUAUGAUAUGAUUGGGAAAUUUGAGUCAUUAUCGAGAGCAAAAAGUUUGCGAACAUUCCUUUCCAUUAACCCACCUGCAUCGGAUUGUUAUGUUACCAGCCAACUGCUUGAUUUGAUAACAAAUUGUAGAUGCUUGCGGGUACUUUCUUUGGCUAAUUAUUAUAAUAUCAUUGAGUUGCCAGACAAUAUUCGCAAUUUAAAAUAUUUGCGAUAUUUGAAUUUAUCCAAAACUAAAAUUAAAUGUUUGCCGGACUCUUUGAGUGCAUUGUACUGUUUGCAAACAUUAAUAUUGUUCAGAUGCGUAGACCUUGUUAAGUUGCCCAAAGAUAUGUGCAAAUUGAUCAACAUGCAACAUCUCGAUAUUAGGGGCACAAGUUUAAUAAGAAUGCCAGAAGGAAUGGGUAAGUUGAAAGAUCUUAGAACAUUAACAGAUUUUGUUUUGGGCGAGCAAAAUGGUUCAAGCAUUAAUGAGUUAGGAAAGCUCAAGCAUCUACAUGGAAGACUUACCAUUUCAGGUUUAGAAAAUGUUACCUGUGAAAGGGAUGCCAAAGAUGCCAAUUUGAAGGAUAAGAAGGACCUUAAGGAGUUGGAGUUGCUGUGGAGUCCGGGUCAUAAUAUUGAUGACACAACGCAUGAAAGAGAAAUACUUGAACAACUGGAGCCCCAUACAAACUCGGAGCGUCUUGUCAUUAGAGGUUAUGGAGGUACAAGAUUUCCGGAAUGGAUCGGACAUUCUUCCUUCUCAAAAGUUGUUUCUGUGGAGUUAAGCGAUUGUGAAUGUCGCUUUUUCUUGCCACCGCUUGGACAAUUAUCAUCUUUGGAAUCUCUCUCUAUUUCACGGUUUCUCAAAGUAGAAACAGUCGGUGAUGAUAAUAAUGGUUUCUACGGGCCUUGUGAUGCAUCGAGUAAACCAUUUGGAUCUCUUAAAACUUUAAUCUUUUCAGAUAUGCCAAAAUGGAAAGAAUGGAGGCUUUGCUCGAGAGAUGAUGCUUUCUCUAGUUUGCAAGAGCUAAGCAUAAUAAAGUGUGGCAAGCUAACCAAUUUUCUGCCCAAGCACCUCCCAUCUUUAACGGAACUUCGGAUUGAACGAUGUGGAAAACUCCGUGGCUCGCUUCCUAGUGCACCAAGCAUUUGCAAACUUGAGUUAUUGGGUUGCGAUGAAUUGCAAUUGGGGUCAUUGCCUUUUGCGCUUCAAGAGUUGAAUAUUUGGAAUCGGGAUAUCAAAGAUUCCCAAAUGGAGCGGAUGAUGGAACACUGCACUCUUCUUGAAAAGUUAACUAUGUCUUAUUGUUCUAAUCUCAGAUCCUUUCCUGAAGGUAUCAGGCUGAAGCAAUUGAGAAUCUAUUUUGGUGUCUUGGAUUGUUUCAAAAUCCCCUUGUAUAAAUCCCUUGAAUCCUUGGAGAUAGAAGGCGGAAGGUGUCGUCCCCUAGAAUCUUUUCCAUUAGGAUCAUUUCCUAUGCUAAAAAGUCUUUCUUUUCAGAGUUGUGACGACUUGAAGUGGAUUGGUUCAUCAUCAGAGGGGCCUCACCACCAGCAUCUCGCAUGUCUCAAUACUUUGCGAAUCAAUAGAUGCCCUAAUUUGAUAUCUUUUGAAAUUGAAGAGGGAUUAUCUGCCACCAAUUUAAGGAGACUUGUGCUUUCAGAUUGCCAAAAUUUGAAGUCAUUGCCAAAGCAUAUGCACUCCCUUUUCCCAUCCCUGGGGCAAUUGGAAAUAUCAGAUUGUCCAGAAAUAGAGUCAUUACCAAGAGAGGGCUUGCCCUCCAAAUUAAAAACUAUUUCCAUCAGAAGAAGUGAAAAGCUGAUUGUGAGCAUGACAAGGAGGGAAUGGAGUUUGCAGACACUCCCUUCACUUAAACACCUCGUAAUCGAGAGUGAAAAAUUAGAGUGUUUUCCAGAUGAACAUCUGCUGCCCUCUUCCCUUGCUGAUCUUGACAUUUUUGGUCUUCCAAAUCUUAAGCUUUUGAACAACAAGGGCUUUCAACACCUCACCUCUCUUCAUCGAUUGCAUAUCAGCCAUCCUUCGGAGCACCAUUACUUGAGGGGAACUAAGUUCCAUUCACUUACAGUUGCAAACGAGCCUUUUCCAGAUGAACAUCUGCUGCCCUCUUCUCUUACCGAUCUGAGCAUAUUUUCUUUUCCAAAUCUUGAGCUUUUGGACGACAAGGGCUUUCAACACCUCACCUCUCUCCGCAAGUUGCAUAUCAGCCGUUGUCCAGCACUCAAAUCCAUGCCGGCACAGGGGCUUCCUGACUCUCUUUCUUUUAUUUGUAUUUACGGUUGUCCUAUGCUGAGUGAACGUUGCGAGAAGGGGAAAGGUAAAGAUUGGCCCAUCAUUUCCCGCGUCCCUGUCAUUUUUAUUGACAAUAAACUCAUUUCAUAGCAAUACUCAGAAGCCAAAUUUGUCAACGUGUCCAUUUGCCAUUAUUAACGCAAUCUAACUCAGGGUCAGAAUUAUCUGCAUGAAAGUUUUCAAUACUUGGAUGGAUUGGCAUCAAGCUCUGCAAACUUCAUUUGAAAAUUUGGUUUCUUAGAGUUGCAAUGUUGAUGCGCUCAGAUUUUUUGUCAGUAAAGAAUAAGGAUUUCAACUCCUUCCUUCUCUUGUCACGAAAUCAGUGGCAACCAUAUUUUUUAAUCAGACGGACCAGAAUUAUCAUGAUGUGCUUAUCAUGAUGAGUCGUUGAGUCCAAGGACCGUUCCUUUCGAAAGAGCUCCGAGUUUGAAGGUUUUCGAUAGUAGUAACUGUGGAUCCCAACUUCCAUAGGAAUGGCUUUUUUCUGAAGACAAUAAAGAAUGUGGGGCAUUCUCACAUGUUGAAGAAUGGUACUGUCAUAAGCUACUCGACAUCUAAACCUUUCAAUGAACUUGAGAAUAAUGGAGGACAAGUUGUGGGUAAACUUUGAAUUGCGGCAAUCCAUGAAUUGAAGUUGAUUGAAUUUUGAUUUGUUGCCUUUUGAGGGACUGCUAUGUGGUCUGCACGAGGUGAAAAUUAGAGAUUGCGAUACUCCCAGCUCAAGGAAGUAGUAUAGUGUCAUUCAAUUGAAGAGGCGGAUAGCUCCAUAAUUCACUCUUAUGUUGGCUGUCAAUUGUUUAGUCAUCACUGAGGUGCAUUAUUUCUCUAUUUUUGUAUAGCAAUUUUAUAAUUUAUUGAAUUGGAGUUCUUCAAUCUUCGUAAAGAGGGAAAAAAAAAGUACUUGUCGAGUAUUGUUUUGGGUAGAACAAAUCAAAUAUUGCAAAUGAUUUUGUGGCGUAUUGUAUUCAUUUCAAGAACGAUUAAUGUAAAUACUGAUGAUUUUGCCUUUAGAUGGAAUUAAAUCUGCAACUGAUACUUACUUUAUGGCAAAUUGCUUUAC
Durio zibethinus is the source of this 5028-nucleotide messenger RNA. NCBI's taxonomy places the organism in Eukaryota, Viridiplantae, Streptophyta, Magnoliopsida, Malvales, Malvaceae. The record is from RefSeq and is a predicted model, not a curated record.